AUGUCAUUCCUGGGCUAUACAGCUAUGCUCUUAUGUUGGAUGUAUUGUACUGCAGAAAGAGCUUGUCAAGAACCUCCUCCUAGGAGGGUUAAAGAAGUGCCUACUGAAACGUGGAACAAACCUCCCUAUCCACAUGGUACUCAAGUAACAUACAGAUGUCGGCCUGGAUAUAUAAAACUUGGACGAAUCGUGUUUGAGUGUGCUGAUGGAGCAUGGAAACAACUCCCAGGGGCAGAAUGCAGAAAUAAGCCCUGUGGCCAUCCUGGAGAUAUGGAGUUUGGUACCUUUGAACUUACCAGUGGAAGUGAAUUUGUAUUUGGUGCCAGAGUUGAGUACAGAUGUAAUGAUGGAUACUGGAUGCUCAGCCAAAGAAACUACCGUGAGUGUCAGGCAGAUGGAUGGAGCAAUGACAUUCCUCACUGUGAAGUGGCAAAGUGUUUACCUGUAGAUGCACCAGAAAAUGGAAGAAUAAUUAGGACUGAUGCUUCUGAGCUAGGCCAAGAAUAUUCCUUUGGCCAGGUUAUCAAUUUUGAAUGUGAAGCAACGUACAAAAUGGUUGGAUCUAAAGAAAUAGUUUGCACUUCUAAUGGAAAAUGGAGUAGUGAUGUGCCUCAAUGCCAAGAUAUUAUCUGUGAAGUGCCAGAUAUUCUGCAUGGAUAUAUACAUUCUCCAAAGAGAUCUUACAAGGCAUUUGAACGACUACAGUUUGGCUGUGAUGAAGGAUACAGAUACGGUGAAAGAGCAGAUACACAAUGUACUGAAUCAGGAUGGAAUCCAGCCCCAUAUUGCACUGAAAUUUCAUGCUCUCCUCCAAGAAUUUCCAAUGGAAACUUUAUACCUCAACAAGACAGCUACAAAGUAGGUGCUACAAUCACAGUCCAGUGUAAUCCUGGAUAUCGUUAUAGAGCAUUAACUGGCAAAACCACAGCUGAAUGCACCAAGAAUGGCUGGGUGCCUGAUCCAGGAUGUAUCUACAAACCGUGUGACUACCCAGUUAUAGAAAAUGGCAGGAUAAGAGGCAAUCUGGAGUACUACAGUGAUGAUUACUUUCCAAUCCGUUUGAACCAGCGUGUUGUUUACACCUGUAUCAAUGGUUAUUUAUCCCCACAUGGCACCUACUGGGGUGAAAUGGUCUGUUCUGAAAGGGGCUGGUAUCCAGAGCCAAAAUGCCUCAAAAAAUGUCAUGUCGGAGAGCUGGAAAAUGGUCGUUUCGUAUACGACCGGAAUGUUUACAAGGAAGGUGACAGGAUUAGAUACGUCUGCAAUGAUGACCAUUAUAGUGAACAUGAAGAUGAGAAAGUCACAUGCACAAAGGAUGGCUGGUCACCUCCACCAAGAUGCAUCCGUAAAAAAAAAUGCCAGAAGUUAAAAAUUGACAACGGUUAUUUCACCUCUGGAAAGAACACAUUUCGUUUACAAGAAAGGGUCACCUAUAGUUGUCAUCCUGGCUUUGUAACUCCAGAAGGAAGAGACAGAGGAGAGAUACAGUGCCAACAAAAUGGCUGGACUCCACUUCCAAAGUGCAUCAAAUCAUGUAAAACACCUCAUCUGGACAUUUUGAAUUAUGAUGCAAAUAAAGCUGUAUUCGUGCCUGGAGACAGAAUUCAGUAUGCAUGUUCAGAGGGCUAUCAAACUGCAAAUAAUAUGCCAACUAGCACUACGGCAUGUGGCAUAAAUGGCGAAUGGAGUCCAACGCCCCUGUGUCUUGCAAUCCACUGUGAAAUGCUGACAUUGCCCAAUGGAGAUUUUUCUCCCAAGAAGGGUAAAUACCACAAUGGAGACGUUGUGCAAUUUACCUGUGCAAAGGACUAUGUAAGAGUGGGACCUGCUUCUGCUCAGUGCUAUUACUUUGGAUGGUUUCCAUCGCCACCAGUGUGUAAAGUGGACGCCAGAGACUGUGGACCUCCACCUGAGAUUAUCAAUGGAAGUAUUGCUGGUGGCUCUGUGGUACAGUAUCACCAUGGGAUCCGAAAACAGUAUGAAUGCAACGCUGAAUUUAAACUGGUUGGAUCAAAGGAAAUAGAAUGUGUUGACGGACAAUGGUCAUCUCCUCCCUCUUGCAUCGAAGACAAAAUGCCAUGUGGAUCACCUUCCUCUAUUCCAAAUGUUGUUCUUCAUCAACAAGACCAGACUCAGUUCUCACAUGGUGAUGAAGUAGUUUAUGGAUGUGAACAACGCUCUAGGAAUUCUAAGGAAAUGAAAACAAAAUGUCUUAAUGGGGAAUGGAAGCCUUUACCUCUUUGUGCUGAUCCAUCUCCUCAGUGUGUAACUCCAAUGGAUGUUGUGCUUGUGCCCAAGCGUCAGUCUGCCAAGGCACAAGAGGAAACUAGAUUCCAUGGGGUUAUACGUUAUAAAUGUGGAUCAGGUGAUAGAAGUAUUAAACAGGCAACUUGUGUGUCUGGAAAAUGGUCACCAGAGAUUGAAUGUACAGCUGAGAAGAGUAUGUGCCCACCUCCACCUCAGCUGCCUGGUGCUCAACAGAUAACAGUCGGAAGAAAUUACAAGAAUGGGAGCAAAAUAGCUUUUUCAUGUCUGGAGAGUUUCCAGCUCGUUGGUGUGAGUGAAAUAACAUGUAUAGAAGGGAAAUGGCAAUCACCACCUCACUGUGUGGAAAGGCCAUGUUUGCCACCAGAACCUCUAAAAUGUGCUGAUGUUCCCAAGCUGGAAACCCAAAACUUAGCAAUUAUAAAGGAAGGGAAAACAAUUUAUUUGCCUGGUGCAAGAUUAAACUAUGUUUCUCGUUCUGGAUACAUAUUACCUGGACCAUCACAGAUAACUUGUUCUAUGGGAAACUGGACUGCAGCUCCUACAUGCUUGGAAAGGCCAUGUGAAAGAUUUCCAAAAGUUACCCAUAGUCAAAUUGAAGGCAGAAACAAGGCAACUUAUGAGCCUGGUGAAACAAUUCGCUACCUGUGUGAAGAAGGGUACCUCAUUGUUGGUUCCGCUGAAAUUAUUUGCAGAGAAGGCAACUGGACAGAACCACCUUUCUGUGAAGAUGUUAGAUGCGGAGCUGCACCUGAAAUUCCCAGUGCUCGUAUUACAAGCCCUCAACAGGAGAGGUAUCUGCCUGGUGCCAUAGUGAAGUAUGAAUGUGAAAGCAAUUUUCAAAUGAUGGGUGGAAAUUAUGUCACCUGUACAAAUGGAGAAUGGUCACAGGCACCAAUUUGCAGAGAUGUGACAUGUGAUCCUCCACCAGAAAUUGCUGGUGGUAACAUCCAAGGUGUUAAAAAGUCAAGAUACUUGCCUGGAGAGAGUGCUCGCUAUCAGUGCUGGCAAGGUUUUGAGAUGACUGGGGCUUCCUCCAUAACAUGUCAGAAUGGGAACUGGACAGAGCAGCCAAAGUGCAAAG
This is a messenger RNA of Merops nubicus (carmine bee-eater), 3349 nucleotides long. It is a transcript of the gene CFH, whose product is annotated as complement factor H. Lineage: Eukaryota; Metazoa; Chordata; Aves; Coraciiformes; Meropidae. The transcript has 20 exons. The annotation marks the transcript as partial. The record is from RefSeq and is a predicted model, not a curated record.